This is a messenger RNA of Penaeus vannamei (Pacific white shrimp), 2201 nucleotides long. The record is from RefSeq and is a predicted model, not a curated record. NCBI's taxonomy places the organism in Eukaryota, Metazoa, Arthropoda, Malacostraca, Decapoda, Penaeidae.
ACUCCUCCUCCUGCUGACGAAGGGCGCUCGAGGAUGAGGUUCGGCUGGAGGAGGGAGGUGGCAGGGUGGCACCUCCUGACGGGGGUGGCACUGCUCCUGCUCUGUGCCACGAUCUCCGCGACGGGGAAGAAAGCUCGAGAACCGAAGUGGUGGAGCAUCGCCAAAAUCGCCGACCCUUCCAACUUGAUCAGCAACCACAUCAAGUCCAACUCCCUGACGGAUCACUACCUGGAUCCCGCCAUUCACAGGAUCCUGCGCAAGAAACAGCGACGCCUGGUCAGGGAGAACCCGGGAGUCCUCGUGGCCAUCGCGAAGGGCGCCCGCCACGCCGUCCACGAGUGUAAGCAUCAGUUCCGCAACAGGAGGUGGAACUGCUCGACGUCCUCGUCCAACAGGAGCAAGAGGCUCUUCGGGAAGAUCGUCUCCAGAGCCUGCAGAGAGACGGCCUUCCUGUACGCCCUCACCUCCGCCGCCGUCACACACACCGUGACGCGGGCGUGCACGGAAGGAUCCAUCGACUCCUGCAAUUGCGACUACAGGACGGAGGGACCUUCAGGACUCGACUGGGAGUGGGGGGGCUGCUCCGACAACAUCGACUUCGGCGACAACUUCUCCAGGCUGUUCGUGGACGCCGGCGAGAAGGGGCGUGACCCGAGGUUCCCCAUGAAUCUGCACAACAACGAAGUGGGGAGACUGCACGUGAAGAGCGAGAUGCGGAAGGAGUGCAAGUGCCACGGGAUGUCAGGCUCCUGCACCGUCAAGACCUGCUGGUGGAGACUCCCCUACUUCAGACGAGUCGGCGACGCCCUCAAGGACCGAUUCGACGGCGCCUCCCGAGUGUCGGUCAAGAACGCCGGCAACGCCCGCGCCUCCAACAACCGGCAGCGGAACAGACGGAGGAAGAACACCCGGCGGAGGAGGAGAAAGUCCUUCGCGCUGCUGAAGCCCUACAACCCGGACCACAAGCCGCCCUCCAAGAAGGACCUCGUGUACCUCGAGGACUCGCCGGACUUCUGCGUCAGGGAUCGAAAACUGGGCAUCAAGGGAACCCACGGCAGAGAGUGCAACAAGACGAGCAUCGGCGUCGACGGCUGCGACCUCAUGUGCUGCGGCCGCGAGUACCACACCCGCGUCAUCGAAGUCCACGAGAGGUGCUCCUGUACUUUCCAGUGGUGCUGCGUCGUCAAGUGCAAGACGUGCAAGUACAAGAAGACAACGCACAUCUGCUCUUAGGAAUCGCAAUGCUUUUUUAUAUGUGCGGGAUUCGGCUCGGCUCCCACCACGUCGGGAACGCGUGAAUGCAGUUGUGUUCAUGGAAAGGACGAGGUAUCUGUGGUUCGGUUGUUCCUGGAGAUAAGUGGUUCCUGGCCUCGUGAUGGUGCGCGGGGAGAGUCGUUCCGUUGGGUACUGCGGCAGGUGCUUGCCCUCUCUUCUCUGCGGAUGGUCAGGUUAGCUUGGUCCUUUAGAAGAGACUAAGAGAAGAAAUCUAAAUAAGAUUAGAUCUUUUCAUGGAGGCUUCCAGUUCGAGUGUAGAUACAAGAAAAAUUGGAACUAAUGAAAUCAGAUAUUUUCCGCAAGAAAACAAAAUUGUUACUGGGACGUUUUGCCAAAAAACUAUUUUUCUGAACAGUGACGGACAAUAAAACCAUAUAUUUAACCUCAAGAAUAAGACAUAUAACCAUGAAAAGCCCUAAUGAGUAUGUAGAUAUAGUAGCUGAUAAUGGUAUCGCUCUCUUUGGGAAAAAGUAUAUACAUGCCAAGUGCUGCAGUGGCCAUUACUUUACUUGAAGUAAUACAUUUCAUAACAAUAAACGUUCCUGCAAACCUGAUACAUAUGCACGAACCACGAAAGACAAAAUCCAACAAAAAAAAAAAAACAUAGUCUUCUGGAAGUAAACGAUAUAUUUUGACAAUCAUGGAUAUGACUUUGAUCUCCUAAUGGAAUUGUUAGUGUUACAAGUGUGAUUCCUUUAUGGACAAUUCAGCAUUUGUAAAUAGCUGAUCUGCCAAUGUGGAGUUGACAUUGGACUUGUUUAAAAAAAAAAAAAAAAACCUAGGAAUGCAAAUAUGGAAAAUGCACUUUCUGAAAGUGAAGUAAAAACUCUGUGACGUAUUGUAGGCUAUAUUGUGCCAAAGAAAUUAUUAAUUUAAGCAGAUGAUUCUGUUGUAAGGACUUAACAGUAGAGAACAAAGGAAUUGUU